GGGAAAUCGAAAAUGGCGGUAAACACUAUAAAAUAACAAAUAGUCAUUACUACAAAUAUUUGUGGUUUACGUGUAUGUGAAAGUGGAGUUUAACAUGGCUGCGCAGCAAGUUCAAGAGUACUUAGAAAGACAUCGCAUAGGAGCUUUAUUUGAGGACCUUAUGGCCAAAGUCAUCAAGGAUACACCUGAAGAUCCAGUUGGUUAUCUGAUAAAAGUUUUGAAAAAGUUGUAUUCUGAAGGGUCUAAGGGCCAUGGAUCUUCACUACCCCCAUCGGGAUCAAAGAUAUCCUUUGCAAGAUCUAUGGGUCUGUCAGGGUCACCAGCUCUACGGCAUUCAUUUGACGAGGAUCGAGGCAUGUUAGCCAAAUCUUGGGCUGGUCUAGACUCUCGUGCAGAUGGAUCACGACCUCGACCAAGCAGUGCAUCCAAAACAAUGGGAAGAGAUUAUCCACGACCUUGGCUGAGUGGAAGUAAGCCAAUGAGGAGUGCAGGAACAGGGGACAGGGACAACAUGCGACCACCGGCAAGAACAGGACAAACCCAAGGUGAUGUUGAGAGACCACCAUGGGACCACAGGACUGCUGUGCCUUCACAGGACUUUGAUGAGUGGUUUAACAUGCAGCACAGGCAAACCAGGACUGCUGAUCAAGAUGUCAAGGCACAUCAAGGAACAUCAUCAUGGGGAAGAAAUGGGGAAAUGGAAGUGCCAGCACAAAGGACAGUAAUAUACAACCGAAGGGCUGCAUCAUCAGGUCCAGUAAACUAUGUUGAUGAUAAUCUGGAAGAUGAGCUCAAUAUGGGGAAGGACAUAAAAAUCCGAGAAGAAGAAAAUGAUUCAUCAUCUGUGGCAUCCUACGAGUCUUCUAGGUCACGGAAAACAAAAGCACGUCAUGCAGCUGAAGAACAUCGCCGGCAACUUCAAUCUCUCCUCAUGAACAAGAGUCACAGUGGGGGAGAUGUUAAUGGGAUGGAUAAUGCUGAAGACCUUCAUGAUGAUGGCACAGAAUUAUUAGAAAAUAUGGAUGAUUUGGAGUCUGAAGGGGUUUCAAGACUGAGUAGCAAGGGAUCAAGACUUGCCAAGUCCAUCAGACAAGGAACAGGAACAUCAGAGUCAAUACGAGUAAGCAUAUGUGCCAGAUGUGCCAAGGUUAUUACUGGUCAAGCAAGUGAUAAAAAGUCAGAAGUUGGAAGUGUUUAUUCAGGAAGUGAAGUUGACGACAACUUUGAAAGUGUUUCUCAAGUUGGAAGUACAGUGGGACGAAGUAGACCUCCUGUGUGGCCUUCAGGAUUUGACUCAGAAAGUGACUCGAGCCUACGAAAAGGUCAGCAACACAUGUGGCAAAGUCCAGGUAGAUCUCCAGGCAGAUCUCCAGUAAAGGGAAAACACAUGUUUAGGGGUGGCUCUUUCACCACUGAACAACCGGACAGUUCCAGGCCCCCUUCGGCUUCUUCAAGUCGUAGUGACGUGGUGUACUUUGGAAGACAGCAAAAGUCGUGGAACUUUGACGGAUAUUCCUCAGAUAAUGAUACCGAAGUCAAUUUUGACCGAGUUGGUUCCCCUCAGUUACAGGGAAGUCGCCCAUGGAACCGCGCCCCAUUGGAGAGCGGAAGUGAAACGGACUGGGACACAAGACAAAGAAGGCGAACCACAGAACGGAGAUUUGCCCGGUUCAACAGCGGCGAUGAAUCAGACUCAACUUAACAAAAGGAAACAUUACAUAAAGAGUGGAUUAUCGUCACUGGAGAGGUUUACGCUGCGAACAGACUUCACGAUUAGUCCAGUUCAAGAUUUAUGAUACCAACAGUCCUUCCUCUUAAGCGAAGGCCAUCGUGUGAGUCAAAACAUAUUAGUGGGAAAAAAAUGUCGGUGCGCCCUGGGAGUGAGCGUACAAAAAGUAGAGACCCUACUUUUCGUUCCUCUCGCUCCCAGAGUUCCGUACGGCACACUAACUUCAAUUUUUUUUCCCCAAUGAAUUAUUUUUACGCGACGGACUUCGCUCAGAAUAACCAUCUGAACUGACAACCUUAGGGACUCUGCCAUUCCGCGCCAAUUUCACCCUCAAGUUUUAUAACAUCGUCAUUAAGCAAAGAACGUGGUUAUAAUCAGUUCUUCAUGAAUAUAUUUAGCGAAUUAAUUUUAUCCGAUGGGAAAUAUAUAUAUAUAUAUAUCAAUCGUUGCAACACUAACCAGGAUACACGUAUAUUUAUUUGUCUUUGUAGACUUAAAAAAGUAAAAUUUCACCAAAUAAUAAUAAUAAUAAUAAAAAUAAUAAUAAUAAUAAUAAUAAUAAUAAU
Messenger RNA from Stylophora pistillata, 2295 nucleotides. RefSeq lists its product as uncharacterized. NCBI's taxonomy places the organism in Eukaryota, Metazoa, Cnidaria, Anthozoa, Scleractinia, Pocilloporidae. The record is from RefSeq and is a predicted model, not a curated record.